AGACGCUGGUGAGAGGCAGGGAGAAGGAAAGAAGCCUCUCAAACUAGAGCUGUAAACGGCAGAUUUGAUCACUAAAUGUCAUUAUUUUGUAUCUGAAGAAGGGACGAAAACUUAGCACAAUGUCGAAGAAUACAGUGUCUAAUCGAUUCAGGACAGUAGACGUUGACGAAUACGACGAGAACAAAUUUGUUGACGAGGAGGAUGGAGGUGAAAAUCAGCUGGGUCCUGACGAGGCAGAAGUGGACUCGCUAAUCAGACAAGGGAACCUGAUGGAGGCCUUGCAGGCAGUCCUGAAGAACCCACCAAUCAACACCAAGAACCAGAACGUCAAGGACUGUGCCGAGGGCCUUGUGUUGAAGGUGCUGAGUGCCUUUAAGAGCAGUGACGUAGACAAGGGAGUCCAGUCUCUGGAUAAGAACGGAGUGGACCUGCUCAUGAAGUACAUCUACAAAGGCUUUGAGACGCCAUCGGAUAACAGCAGUGCCGUCCUGCUGCAGUGGCAUGAAAAGGCUCUAUCUGCAGGUGGUCUGGGAUCCAUCGUUAGAGUACUAACAGCCAGGAAGACUGUCUAACAGAGGAGGAGAGGAGCCAUGUUCUUCACAGUGACCAUCUGGUGCACAUUACAACACAAGGAUGAUAUCCAGUAGAUCACAGUGUGUCACAGAGAAGAUCCCUCCUAUCUGUCUCUGCUUGUUUUCAGAUCUCACUUCCCUAUGUCUCCCUACACAGACACACACACACUGAUACAGCUGUUUCACACAUUCACCCAAACACAUAACACAUGCCAAAUUGGCAUCGUUUUUAGUAUUUUUACUCCAUUCCUUUCCUUCCCUAGACCCUCAAACACACACCAGCACAAUGCUACAGAACUCUUCUUGGGUAUGGCUUUGUUUUUCUCAGGAAAAAUCUAUUUUAUAGCAGUUAUUUGUCUACCCUGCUACUCUUUUUUUUAUUAAAGCUCUAAUAGGCUGGUGUCUUUGUUAAAAAGCUGAUCAGAAAAUUCCUGAUGGAACAAAAGCUUAUAAUUCCACAGAAAAUCCCUAAUUUGCCCUUCUGUGACCCGUGGGGGCAGAGGGAGGGAGGCUCCUGAAAAGCACAGCCACAGAUGGAGCGGGGUGGAUUUGCGGGUGGGGGAAGUUUUUGCCAGCAGGGGUGGUCCAGCCAUCAUCCUGUCCUGCCUGCCCUAGUUAGGGAUUAAUACCCACGAUGCAUUACGGCCCCCUUUUACUACUAGCACCACUGUUCUUAAUCCUAGACUGUGUUCCUGUAAAAACACUACCCUACCAUUUAGCUAAUGUAAAGGGCAUGCAGUCUAAGUGGUGUCCUAGUAUGGGUUUAGUGAGCUCUAUGCCUUUUCUCACUCACUGAAUCAUGUACAGGGCAUUAUCAUGUCAGACUUUGUUGUAAUAUUGUUUAGUAAGGGAUGCAUUUGUAGUGCUUCCAGGACAUAAGAAUAGUUUCACUAAGUUGCAAACUUUCAAUGAAUUCCCUGGUUUUCCAGAAAUCGUGUUUGUAGGAUUCCGGAUUUAUUCCAUCUUGAUUCCAGGAAUCCUCCAACCGGUAAAACUAGGGAAUUUAUUUAAAGGUUCUGGAAUUUUCCAACCCUACACCUAUGAUUAUUAGUAUUUUGACGAACAUAAUUUGCCUUGGAUGUAUUCUUGGCUCUGUCGGGCCACAUUCCCUCACCAGUAUAUGUUGUAUGCGAUCACUGCUAGUCAAUCAUGGUGUAUCUUUGCUCUGUCGGGCCACAUUCCCUCACCAGUAUAUGUUGUAUGCGAUCACUGCUAGUCAAACAUGGUGUAUCUUUGCUCUGUCGGGCCACAUUCCCUCACCAGUAUAUGUUGUAUGCGAUCACUGCUAGUCAAACAUGGUGUAUCGUUGCUCUGUCGGGCCACAUUCCCUCACCAGUAUAUGUUGUAUGCGAUCACUGCUAGUCAAACAUGGUGUAUCUUUGCUCUGUCGGGCCACAUUCCCUCACCAGUAUAUGUUGUAUGCGAUCACUGCUAGUCAAACAUGGUGUAUCUUUGCUCUGUCGGGCCACAUUCCCUCACCAGUAUAUGUUGUAUGCGAUCACUGCUAGUCAAACAUGGUGUAUCUUUGCUCUGUCGGGCCACAUUCCCUCACCAGUAUAUGUUGUAUGCGAUCACUGCUAGUCAAU
This is a messenger RNA of Oncorhynchus nerka (sockeye salmon), 2158 nucleotides long. It is a transcript of the gene arpc5b, whose product is annotated as actin related protein 2/3 complex, subunit 5B. The coding region runs from base 120 to 572 and encodes 150 amino acids. The record is from RefSeq and is a predicted model, not a curated record. Gene Ontology annotation, biological process: regulation of actin filament polymerization; Arp2/3 complex-mediated actin nucleation; cell migration. Lineage: Eukaryota; Metazoa; Chordata; Actinopteri; Salmoniformes; Salmonidae. Gene Ontology annotation, cellular component: cytoplasm; actin cytoskeleton; Arp2/3 protein complex. Gene Ontology annotation, molecular function: actin filament binding. The transcript is spliced from 4 exons.